GUGGAAGAGAACCUUAAAUGUUGUACAGGAUCCUGUUGCAUGAGCUCGGCCUUCCGAUGAAAGAGUUAUUUUUUGAUUCCCUCUCGAACAUCCAAAAAAGCCACAGGUGCCAGCUGGUCCUGCUGGCUCCUGCCCAUGGAGAAUAAGCAGAGGUCUCUCAUCGUUUGCGUUUAAUUUAAGGGCUGAGCCAGCUUUCUGUGCACCUUCCCUUUGUUGCCAUGGAAAUGAAUGCCACCUCUGGAGGCGCAGAAGGCCAGCGGGACAUCUACCACCAGAAGCCGGAAAACAAGGAUGAAGAGGGAGCACAGCACUCUGAAGACGAGCAGGAAAAGCACAAGGAAAAGAUGGGGAAGAAAACGUUGGCAGAUGUAAUUCAAGAAAUGAAAACUUUUCUGUGGAAUUCAGAGAAGAGAGAAUGUAUGGGAAGAACAGCUCAGAGCUGGGGCUUGAUCUUACUCUUUUACCUCAUUUUGUAUAUGUUUCUGGCUGGGAUGUUCUCCUUUUGCAUAUACGGGUUGCUGCUCACUCUGAGCCCCUACACACCUACGUACAGGGACAGAGUCUCGCCACCAGGAGUAAUGAUUAGACCAUACUUACAUGGAUUUACCAUUGCCUUCAAUGUCUCUGAACCCAGCACAUGGACACCUUAUGUGAACAGCAUGCAUCACUUCCUACAAGCUUAUGAUGACAACAUUCAAGAGGAAAAGAACAUUGAGUGCCCAGCAGGCCAAUACUUUGUUCAAGACGGCGCGGAAAGCAAAGAGAAGAAAGCCUGUCAGUUCAAGCGAUCACAGCUGCAGAACUGUUCUGGGAUUGAGGAUCCCACAUUUGGCUACUCUACAGGCCAGCCAUGCAUCUUGUUGAAGAUGAACCGGAUCAUAGGCUAUCGACCUGGCUAUGGGACGCCUGUGAGCGUGAACUGUGCCAUUCAGAAAGGCAAUGAAAGUGCUCUUAAAUCAGUGGACUUCUACCCAGGCAAUGGAACAUUUGAUCUCAUGUACUAUCCCUACUAUGGCAAGCUCACUCACGUCAACUACACCUCCCCGCUGGUGGCUCUGCACUUCACAGAUGUGAAGAAGAAUGAUUUUGUCCCCAUUCAGUGCAGACUGAAUGGGGAAGGAAUUGUGAAUAAUGUGACUAAUGAUCGUUUCCUGGGCCGAAUCAUCUUUACACUCAGCAUCGGAAUGUAGCCCAUGCAAACAUUCACCAAGCACUUUUUUUUAACUCUUUACGGCAAGCAGGUGCUUUUUCCACUCCACCUUUUAAACAUAAUGGCAGAAUAUAGCACCUCUUUUGUUAGGGAAACAGACAAAUUGUUUCCAAAAUAAGUUAGAUACGUCUUUAUUGGAUUUUUUUUAUAGAGAGAGAGAUAACCGCACAUAAUAUAGACUGAGGAGCUACAUUUUUUUAAAUGUAAAUGCUUAACAAAUCUUAUUGGCGGUAUAGAUCCAGUCUUGUAACUACAGGUAGAGAGCCCUGGUAAAACAUUUCAAUAUUGAUUUUAAAUGCUUACAGGACAUUUUAAUACUAUUUUCAUAGAGUCACUUCAAAAGGAACAUUCCUGACCUUAUAUUUUACUUUUUAUCAUAGUUUUAAGUACAUUUCCCAGGUAGAAACUACAUGACUCGGUAGUGGAGGGCACUCCCACAAUCUUUUGGGUUACAUGUGAAAACUAAUAAAAAUCAAGUAAAAUGGCCCAUCUCAAAAUCCCUUGAGCCCAGAAGCCCUGGCACUGCAGGAGCCACUGUGCCUGGGGACAGCAGCCCAACUCAGCACAGCAGCAUUCGCAGUGGUAGCUUCAACCAUGUCUUGAUACAUGUGAGUUACUGGCUGCAAUUGGAAAGAGGAAGCCAUAAUAAGGAAUAAUUGUCAUUUAUGAAUCUUUAGGACUGUUCCCUCCACCUUUGAGCUGAGAGGAUAAACACAUUCCCCUUUCCCCCCUUUAAUACACUCCUCCUCUCUCUGCAUGGCCCUUUGAGUCCACCAGACUGAAAGGAGCUUCUCUCUCCUAGACCCCCAGCACGUCACACUGGCAGGAAGAGAUUGCUAGGAAACAAGGGUCUCCUUCCACCCACCCCAGAGCUGGGAACAGAAGCGGACUCUGUAUGGCCAUGCAGAGCACAGCUCACUGCCCCCAAACUUUUCAAAUCCUUCACCCCUCAGUGCCCAAAAGAUCACAGUGGUAAUGUCUUUAAAGCCAGAGAGGUAUGGGAGAAAACGUAGCCAUUUCUCCUUAUGGGUGAAAUUAACGGUGUGAUCUCAUUCUCAAUGUACUGUGUGGGAUUUUUGUCCCUGCUGGUGCCUGGCCAGUUGGUUAACCAGGCCCUAUCACUUCAGCAUUCAGAAUUCUCACAGUAAUUUGUUUCACCCACAGCUGUUUAGAUCAACCUCAUGGACAUAGAAAUUGAAAUGUUUCUUUCGUUGUGCUUGCACCCUCUGAUUUAUCAUUGCAAAAGUGCUGGGCUAUACAGCUUGUUUAUGUGGGCCUGCUUGGGAGUACAAGACUGUCAAUGUUGCUUUGUUAUUUUAGAUUGGUCAAGAGUGCUGGGCUGUGACCUCUGGUUUGUUAGUGCAGGGUUUAUCAAGAAUGCCGAGUCCUGCUACUGGUAUUUUUUUAAAGAAAGUGCUGCCUUAUACAUUUACUGUAACAGUGCGUGUGUGGUUCCAAUUCAUUCACUGAUUUCUGUCUGCAAGAUAAAAGAGAAAUGGGUAUUUUUGUCUGACACUCCUACAAAUUCCAUUUUUCACACCUGUAUUAGUAAUGGAGGUUCUACAGGCCAUUCUGCCCCCAGCUACAUCUGUGUAACCCUAUUAUCAUCAGAUCAUGCUCAUGACAACACCUGUGCAACCCUGUUAACCUUAAGUGGGUUAACAGCCUUUGUCCCUUAGUUCUCACCCGGUUUCACUAAUUGGGGCUCUCUCUUCUGGAAAAUCUGUGGCAUAUAUGACAGAGGAAUUUACCGUUGGGAUCUCUCCCCCUCAGUAUUCCUAGGAUAUGUACUGAUGUAUUACAGAGUGACAUACAGAUCUGGCUCCUCUCCCCAUUCUGUUUCAACAUGAUGAGAAAGAGAUUUUGCCUCAGGUAAUAUGGAACUGCACAGGCAGCAAUGUACAAUGUUUCCCUCUAUGCCUGUGAGGCUUUAGAAACUGAGUCCAAGUUUGUUAGAGCUCUUGCAGAAGCUGGGUAAAUUCUUAGCUCAGAGAUUCCAAAUUUGAGAAACAUGGUCCCUUUGUUUUUGAGACAGAGAGUCUAAAAAGAACCUUUGUGACAUGAGAUUCUCUGUGGUGGGUGUAAUCACAUACCCCCGCUGUCCUCACAGGAAGAUUUCACAUGGAUUUGAAACCUUCACUGCAGUUGAAAAGGGCUGAAUGGGCCCUUCCUGGGAUGCACGAGUGCUGCUCCUGGAGACUACCUGGGAAUAAUUUUGCAAGCCAGCACAACUGCUCUUACAGGCUACAUGGAAGUCAUUGAGUUGCUAGAUUGCAGUGACUCUUCAGGCCAAUAUGGGGUUAAGUACUUCCUCUUCUCCAUCUCCUGCACAGAAUCCUAAAGACUAGACAUCUGAGCUUCUUACGCGGCUACUAUGAGGUUGUGUAAGCUCUACGCAUGUGAGGAAAUAUUUCUUUGCUCAUUCCAAUCUCCUUCUCACACCAGCAACUGGAGCUUGAUUACUGCCAGCAUCUGUUGCUGUGACAAUUUACCCAUCCCUUCUUUUUCAACCAUUAGCCUUAAUAUACUUUAUGGCCAUCCACCUGUCAGUAUGGUUGGAGUACCCACCCCGGGAACAGGGCACGGCCUUCACUACAGCCACCUGUGCAGUACCGGCCACCCUUCUUGCAGCAAUACAACAUAUUAUUGAGAGUGAGUUUGCACCUUCUCCAUUUAGGAAUGAUUAAAAAAAUUUUGUACCGUCUCUGGUAUGUGUGAUGAAUGGAAUCACUCAGCCCAUUUUCUUAGGUCCAGACUUCACAGGCUUGAGAUGGUACCUGGAGCAGGCUUGUUAGAGGGCUUAUUUUUUCACUCUUACUUUCCUGAUUCUUUUUGCAUGAACAGAGAGCAACACUACCCGAAGUUUGACAGUGCAAACUAUUUGAGGUUGAUUAGGGUAAACUUCGAACAAGCAUGAUUUUAGGUUGUUUUUUUCCUUAGUGUUUCCCUUUUCAGCUUUGAUACCACAAAGCCUUCCAUGGCCCUGUUUUUAUUUCCUGUUUCCAAUCCCCCACCCUUACUGAAACAAUUUUAAAUUCUCCCUCCCCCCUUUCUUCUUCCCUUUCUCUGGAGGUGACUGAAAUACAAUGCUGUUCUGAUAUUCCUAACAGCCCAAUAGCACCUUAUUUCAAUAUGACUAGUUUGGAAUGUAAGAAUGACCAUACAGUUCUCAGCUUACGGCUGCUUCGCCAAAAGCUUAGCAUAAAAACCAGGCCUCAAACUGUCACAGUAUUAAAAAAAAAUUAAACAGUAAUUUUAAUACCUUUGUAACUAGCUAAUAAAAAUACACCUAAAUUCUUAUAGUAUAGGCCCUUGUAAACAGGCCUAAAUAUUUAUCCUAAACAAGGCUGACUCCAGUUACUAAGGUUUGAGCUUUAUAACUGGGCUCCCACCCAGUAAUAAAUCUAAUGCAAUAAAACUCUUGUGGGCAGGGAGUAGGAUUUAAUCAUAUUGGGACAAAAUCACCCCAGCUGUAAUUUCAUUAAUUGUCCAGGCAGAAGACAGACCAGCAUGUGAUACUAACUUUGACUAAAGUUUUCAAACCUGCAUGUUUAAGAAAAUCCACAUUCAGACAUCUAAAUAUGAGCACCCACAACUCCCAAGACGAACUGGAUUUAUGGCUGCUAAGCACCUCUAAAAAUCAAGGAACUUACAUAUCUAAAUAUUUAAUCCAUAUAGAUACCUAGCUUUAGUACUUACAUGUCAAAAUGGUGGCCUCUCUGCUCUCCUCUAAAUAUGCAGAAUUACUUCAAUCACUUACAUUUAGUGAGGCAUCUGUCAAUAACACCCAGAUCAAUGUAGGGUAGUUGACAGGUCAGAACAAGACUUUUCAAGGCAAGAAUAUUAGAAACUGCCCCUGGUAUCUGAAGAUCAAGCUGUGUUCUCUGUAUAUCCCAGGCUUCCAUGAGUAAUACAGAUUCAGCAAUCAGAAUUUUAUUGGUAGUUGUGUUGACAUGUGAACACAUUUUCUAAUUGCUGCAUGUUUCACUGGUAAACUAAAAAGACUGGAUUCAGAAGAUGUAUAGGGCUCACUCCUGCACUGAGCCUGCUGAUUAACUUCAAUAGGAACUGAAGGGCUCAGAAGUUUGAAGUGCCAGGGCCAUAGAGAGCACAUACACAGAAGUCUCUUUUCAUCCAUAACCACAUGCUAAAGUCCUUUUCUUCUUUAUAUUAAAAUAUAACACUGUCUAUAACCUCUAGUGUUUGCCAUUAUGAAAAAAGCAUUUAAAUAUUUGUUACCAUCCCUUCUGCUCAGAGUUUUAAUAACUCACUCCUCUUAAAUUUGGUUAUCCACAGACUGUGGAACACAACCACUGGCAGCACAAAUGCCACCCACCUGGCCUCUUCCUCAGUCCUUACCUGAAAGGAGCAUGGGGGUGAAGGAGAGCAAGUAGUUAUGAGUUUUCAUGGCUAUUGAAACCCAUGACACACCAGCCCCUUAGAUAAAGCUUUUAAAAGUCGCAUUCAUCUCUAUCAAGAGCGUUAACACUAGCAAAAGUAGACGAACAUCAUAGUUAACUUUAAUAUAGAUACUGUCAUCAGCACGUGUACAAUCUUUUGCAAAUUCAGAGAACCAUGUUUAUAUCACUUCAUUCUACAGUAACUUUAAAGUGCUUGCUUGAUUUUGACUUCUCAUGAAGUCCAAAAUAGCACUUAA
This is a messenger RNA of Gopherus evgoodei (Goodes thornscrub tortoise), 5867 nucleotides long. It is a transcript of the gene ATP1B4, whose product is annotated as ATPase Na+/K+ transporting family member beta 4. Gene Ontology annotation, biological process: potassium ion transport; sodium ion transport; regulation of DNA-templated transcription. The record is from RefSeq and is a predicted model, not a curated record. The transcript has 9 exons. Gene Ontology annotation, cellular component: sodium:potassium-exchanging ATPase complex; nuclear inner membrane. NCBI's taxonomy places the organism in Eukaryota, Metazoa, Chordata, Testudines, Testudinidae. The coding region runs from base 219 to 1190 and encodes 323 amino acids.